Molecule: messenger RNA, 958 nt
Organism: Toxorhynchites rutilus septentrionalis
Lineage: Eukaryota; Metazoa; Arthropoda; Insecta; Diptera; Culicidae
Exons: 2
Coding region: 60-635 (191 amino acids)
Source: RefSeq, a predicted model, not a curated record
GUAGGCGUACAAGUUUUUUUAAGCAUAUUCGUCCAAAUUCUUGCCAUUGAGGAAAAAAAAUGAAACAUCCUUUCGAACCCAAAUGGUGCAAGUAUCCAAAUUCGUUUUUCUCCCCCGUUUUACGAUUUUUACUGUGGGGUCGUCCCGUUCUAACAAACAUAUGCUCCAACCGUCUGUUUCAUGAAUACUCACACAUUUUCCCAGCUUUAUAUCUGACAGUUUGUUUGGUAAUUGCCUCCCAUCGAUUCAUACGAGAACUGCUGAAUCCAGAUAGAACCAAUGACAGUUGGGUAUUUCCACCAUGGCUACGUGGUUGUUGCCAACGAACCAUUCGACUUCCAAAGCACUAUCUCCAGCUUGGACGUGCGCUCUUUUCCGUUCAAGCUCUGACACGAAGUUUGCUCGAACUGGUGACUGAAGAUUACGAGCCAAUGCUUGGGGUGGUGGCACUCGCACCCCUGUUCCUCAUGAUCGACGUGAUAGACUGCGUGCGGAUUUUGGGGGGACAGCGCAAUGGUUUUUGGAAGUGCCUGCUUCUGCAGGUACUCGCUAUGACCUCGGAUGUGAUAUUUUGGAGUAAUGUGUGUUGUUUAAUUUAUCAUAGCUAUUCGAACUGCGUGUUUAACAGUGAGUGAGUAAUGUAGAAACGCUCGUUUCCCUUGUGUUGUGAUUUUGUUUUAUUUCUCAGCAUUGAUAUACUUUUCUGGAAGUGUGAUGUUGCCUGUUUGAUUUUUGAAGGUUUCAUAAUUGUUCUUAGCUCGGUAAAAAGAAUACUUGUUUAUUUUUUGGUUGUGUUCUGUCGUGUUGUAUACUCAAGCUUCAAUGCGAAAUAUAUACAUGUGAGGUGAUAUUGACCAGCAUUUUUUUUGGUUUCAAAAAUUAUCCAAAACUUUCUUAUCAUUACAUGAUUCAUGCUCUCCUUCAUAAUAAUCUAACAUAAAUAUAAUUUUAACAGUUC